Messenger RNA from Magallana angulata, 1100 nucleotides. RefSeq lists its product as uncharacterized. NCBI's taxonomy places the organism in Eukaryota, Metazoa, Mollusca, Bivalvia, Ostreida, Ostreidae. The record is from RefSeq and is a predicted model, not a curated record. The coding region runs from base 237 to 749 and encodes 170 amino acids. The transcript is spliced from 6 exons.
AAUCAAAGUAGUGCGGCGGAAGGACUUGAUGUAGCGCGGCCCGAACUCUUCUCAAUUUCCGCUCCCACGACACACGACAUCCACAGGCGUUCAUUCAAGAGAUUUGGCGACUCUAAGCGCUACACUACACAACAGAAAUUGCUGCUACUAUAAACGUCAUUUCAGUGAAGUAUAUAUCUCGGUGUGUGCUCUGCUUUUCUAUUUGACCUGUCAUCUCCAUCCACAACGUCUUAAGGAUGUAUUCUCUGGUUUUGACAACAACUUUGAUUAUGGUUCUGACCAUUGCUGACGGCAAAGACGUGUUUAUAACGAGGUCCAACUCGCCGAUAUGCCCCCCUCUAGCAGUGUGCGGGAACGUGUUCGAAUUUGACCGAAUGAUGGAUGAUGGGAGCGUUGAACCAGAGAGGCGACACAUCACCAAUUGUUUCUGCAACAACUCGCGGGUUUGCCCUUUUAACAGAGAGAAUAUGAUCUACCAGAGCCGAACCCAACAGGAGGUCCUCUGUGAGCCAGUCCGUGACUUACCCCGCUGUAGACCCGGCAUGGUGGCCAGACGUAUGUAUGUGGACUCCAUGGAUUUCAACGACAAGUCCUACUACGCCAUUAGAUGUAUUUGCCCUUUGAACUUGGUUCCGAGUUCACGACCCCGGGUCAAGGCCACGGUGUACCGUAACCUCCAGUUUGAGGGCUUUGACAGGAUCCAUAAUUACAAGUGUAACGAAGAGGAUGUAGAGGAAUACAAGAAAUGAGGAGUGGACGAAUGCGAAGAAAGAUGGCUUUGACGUGAUCUUCAGGAGUAGGAGGCGAAAAGAGUGUGAUCAUUCUUCUAAUAUUUUGUCAUUCAAAACUUUGUUAGCCACAGAGUUUCAUUUUUCACCAUACAUAGCUUAAUAAUUUGCUUUACUUCAUCGCGUAGUAAAAUGUGUUUGUUAUAGGAACAUCUAUUUUUGUGAUGCGUUAUUAUCUUUUGACGCAAUGCAUCUUUUUAAGUGGGUAAAAACCUACAGCUUACGAAGACAGUGAUAUUAAAUCUGUUAUGCAUUAAUAUCUUUUUGUGAAAUAAAAUGGCAAUCAUCAAUAAAAGUCGUUCUUUCUGGCAA